Olea europaea var. sylvestris is the source of this 1475-nucleotide messenger RNA. Its product is annotated as protein DEFECTIVE IN MERISTEM SILENCING 3-like. Lineage: Eukaryota; Viridiplantae; Streptophyta; Magnoliopsida; Lamiales; Oleaceae. Bases 139 to 1161 code for a protein of 340 amino acids. The transcript has 6 exons. The record is from RefSeq and is a predicted model, not a curated record.
UUAAAAGUGAGUUGAUAUAAUUCUUUGCAGAAACUUCAGGAUGAUCUACAGGUACUGGGUCAAAAAAUUAAGUAUCAUGAAGAUAAUCUUAAAUACUUGAAGACCCUGAAAAACCGAUUGGGGGACUCAAUUCUAGAUAUGCAAGUUUCCCUCGGAAAAUAUCAUUCAGCAAGUUCCUCCAUGAUGGAAAAUGAGGAACCUGCCCAGCUGAAGACCGAGGCAGAAACGGUUGAGCAUAUUCUUAGGCACGAGAAAUCAGCAGCUGCCAUUCUCUAUCAGUUGAAAAUUCAACAUGAAACUCAGGCUUCUGAUAUUCAAUUGACAAAAGAUGUGCUCGGUGUUGUUGCUACACUAGGAAAAGUUGAUGAUGACAACCUUAGCAGGCUUCUUUCACAUUAUUUGGGGCUAGAAACUAUGUUAGCCAUAGUCUGCAAUACCUACGAAGGCGUUAAAGCUCUUGAGGCAUAUGACAGAGAAGGUUUAAUAAAUAAAAGUUGCGGCCUUCAUGCAGUUGGAGCUUCUAUUGGUAGGCCCCUUGAUGAUCCAUUUCUUGUCAUUUGUCUUGAACAUCUAAGACCAUAUGCAGGGAAGUAUAUAGCUGAUGACCCUCAAAAGAGGCUUGAUCUUCUAAAGCCAAGAUUACCCAAUGGGGAAACUCCACCUGGCUUUCUUGGUUUCCCUGUGAAUAUGAUCAGAAUUGACAUCACAAACUUAUAUUCUAUUUCCAACACUGGGCACGGCCUAAGAGAAACACUAUUUUAUAAUCUCUUCUCGAAUUUGCAAGUAUACAGAUCAAGGGAAGACAUGCUAAAGGCUCUUCCUUGUAUUGCGAAUGGAGCAAUAUCUCUAGAUGGUGGGAUGAUUAAAAGCACUGGAUGCUUCUCCUUGGGUCAUAAGGGAGCUGUAGAUGUCAAAUUCCCUAAAAGCUCUGAAAGGUUGAACCUACCGGAGAACUAUUUUGAAACUGAAAAACGAAUGAAGGAGACCAGAUGGAAGAAGGACAGAACAUUGGAAGAUAUACAUAGAGAGCAGACACUAGUAGACCAUGCAAAGUUCAACUUCGAAACAAAGAAGCGAGAGUUUGUCCAGUUCCUUGCUGAUAGCUCAUCAUAUGCAGCUCCGCCUUGUUAUCCGCCCGGACGUGUAGAUACGCCCAGAUAAUUUCGUGGAGCCUAACUGUGUGCAACCAGCAUCAGCACCAGAGGGGACAGAUCUCAGAAGCAUUUUAUGGCAUGUUUGGUAUUGAAGACUGUAUUGCGCUGGACACUAGGAAUCAAAAAAAACAAAAAACCAUGUUCAUUUAUGUUUCAAAGUCGUGUCUAAUAGUGCUUACCAAACAUGCACUUGAUGAAAUGUUAAUUAAUCCAUCUUCGACUUGCAGUUGCACAUGUUUCUCUGUAAUCCAAUUUCUAGUGAGACGGGAUUAGCAAAUUCUAGUAUAUGCAUUAUUGGUACUGCUUUUAUGCUUUUCACAA